This is a messenger RNA of Pseudozyma flocculosa PF-1, 1140 nucleotides long. RefSeq lists its product as uncharacterized. The transcript is spliced from 2 exons. Lineage: Eukaryota; Fungi; Basidiomycota; Ustilaginomycetes; Ustilaginales; Ustilaginaceae. The record is from RefSeq and is a predicted model, not a curated record. The coding region runs from base 1 to 1140 and encodes 379 amino acids.
AUGCUCGCAAAGUCGCUCGGUGCCCUCGUGGGCCUCGCCGCCAUGGCCAACGGCGCCGCCGCCGCCGCCUCGGCCGACAGCGCCAACCCGCCCAAGUUCUCCUACGGCAACCCCUCGCCCAACUACCCGGGCGUCCAGAGCACCGCCAAAAACGGACCCACCAACCCAAAGGCGCCCCAGCUCAACACCCCCAUCAACCAGCAGUCCGACGCACGCCUCGUCUCGAUCAACAGCGUCACCGACUGGUGCACCUUUGGCCCACCCGGAAACGACCAGCCCAUCGGAAACGUCGAGGGCGAGACCGUGGCCUACUGCACCCAGCCCAGGAACAACGCCCGUGUCAUUCCCGACGGCACCAUCACGGGCGCCCACUUUGUCAAGACGCCCCUCUACGUCCAGAUCAUGGCCAGCGGCGACUUUACCAAGAUUGGCCUCGUCGCCGGCGACGAGGGCGGCGAGCUGGACCCGCACGGCGCCACCGAGAUGGGCAACCCCGUCGGCGGCAACGUCACCUCCAACGUCUCGGGCAAGGACGUCUUUUACGAGGAGUGGAUGAACUACAUCUCGUACAACCAGGUGUGCUUCCGCAUCUGCAUCGCCGGCAGCGACCAGGCGCCCACGUCGCUCGAGUGCCAGCACACGCUCGACGAGAUGGGCUGCAACUGGGUCAUGCCGGGCAACUACCAGGACAACAUGUUUGAGACGUGCGACGGCGACGCCGCCUACCCGCCGGGCAUCUACCCGCAGGGCGACGGCUCCACGUCGACCUUCCAGCAGUUCUUUACCGGACAGUACGUCGUCGACGGCAAGACGAUGGCCUUUACCAACGGCGCCGCCGACCAGGUCACGCCCACCGCCGCCUACUCGACGCCCGCCACGAGCAACUGCGUCACCACCGACACGAUCAAGAACGGCAUCGCCAGCCUCGUCAAGAGCUCGUCGUCGUCGACGGCCAAGGCCGCCGGCGCCACGGGCGCAGGCAUGUCGACGUCCAAGAAGGCCGCCGCCGCCUCGGCCACCGGCUCCGGCUCCAGCGGCAGCUCGACCGGCAGCAGCUCGGGCGCCCUCUCGAGCCACCAGCUCCUCGGCCCGGCGCUCCUCUUCGUCGCCGGCCUCUUUGCCGCCGUCGCCGUCCUCUGA